Molecule: messenger RNA, 1324 nt
Organism: Melitaea cinxia (Glanville fritillary)
Lineage: Eukaryota; Metazoa; Arthropoda; Insecta; Lepidoptera; Nymphalidae
Exons: 2
Coding region: 409-1059 (216 amino acids)
Source: RefSeq, a predicted model, not a curated record
CGGGCUGGUGGCCCCUCCACAGCGGCAACCUACUAACAGUCAGUCAGUAGCAUUCAAAGCGCCGCGAGGUUCGCACGCUGUGACGCGCGCGCACCUAUAUAUCGCAGUGAAAGUCGCACGCGCAGUUUAAGCUACGAAUUCGUGAGCCCGGCGUCUCCGUCUAGUUAUUUUAUUUGUCCGUUGCGCCAGUGCAGCGGGGAAAGGAGGUCGGUGCGUGGCCGCAACUCGUAAGAACUUAGAACGAUGCGAUUUGUAAACUCAACAAUAAAAACAAUAUCUGGUUUUUCUAUCGAAAUGUUAGUCGCCAUGUCAGAUUACUUUUUAUCAUUGGAAUUUGAAAAAAGUGGUUAAAUCUAAAAAAGUAUUGUGAAAGUAAGUGACUGAGUGUACUAGUGACAGUGAGUGACGAUGAGUGCUAGCGAGCCAACCUUAACUGAGUCGCCGGUGCCGUUGGCUCUGGCGCGGUUGCAGGGCCGGCCGGGACGGAUGCCGCGCGGCUUACGCACGCACAGGCCGAGCUUGCCAUUGGCAAGUCUACAGGAGGCUAUAGAUGAAACUCCGCGACGUUAUAGCGAGGAAAAUUACGCGCAGGACACUGACGACGAGGAAUCGUUUACCGAUCCAGUUGUCAGCAAACCCUCUCCGUCUUCUUCUAAUGGGCGGAGAGCUUCCGAUGCUACUUUUGCUGAACGAUACAGAAAAUUGACCGAAUUUGAUGGUCCACCCCCGGAUAUACCUCGCCGAGCCUCUCUAGCCGUUCCCGUCGGAGACGGUUUCGGACCUAGUGAUAAAGGCCGCAGGCGGUCGUGGGCGGCGCGUCUUCAGCUAGAACGCAAAAAGAGACGAAAAUCCGGCGGUAACGACACGGAUGAAGAAAGCGAUACUCCAACUUACAACUUGCGUCAAAAGCGACCUUCUUGGUGGAAUGUCUUCGUUCCGGACAACAUGCUGAAACAAAGGUAUUAUCAAAAUGGUUAUGUCAGUAAAAUGACGGUACAAUUUAUCAUGAUAGGUGAAACAAAGUACUGUAGUUGGGCCGCUCCAAGAAUGCGUCCUUGACAUAUUUUAGGUGGUUGUAAUAAGUAACUUCGUGAUGGCGAACAAACAUAAUUUUAUUCUUUAAACGCGUGGCUAAAAUUAUAUUUAUUUGAGAAUUGGAUUUAUCUCAACCUGCAAGAAACUGAAGUACUUAAGGUCCAUAAUUUUUCGAAGUUGACGCAUCUGUCUUUUCUGUUGCCAUUUUUAGAAAAGAUAAGUUAAAUACAGUUUUCAAUAAUAGGCAUAAAACUGGAAAAUAGCUAAUUGGUCUAAUUUGUUGCAAUGA